Molecule: messenger RNA, 354 nt
Organism: Aspergillus saccharolyticus JOP 1030-1
Lineage: Eukaryota; Fungi; Ascomycota; Eurotiomycetes; Eurotiales; Aspergillaceae
Exons: 1
Coding region: 1-354 (117 amino acids)
Source: RefSeq, a predicted model, not a curated record
AUGACUCUUGAACUCACCCCCCUUUACGUGGGUCGGUCAACCUCCUCUACUGUCAAUCCCCCGAGCCGCCGUCCGGACAGAUUCACUCCCUCAAGCCAUCUGAGGCCGCACCCACCUCUUCAGGGCCGCAAAGACCAACAAUUUACCACACUGCAGGACAUCCUCUCGCCCUCCGAAGCCUCCAUCAUCACGCAGGACAAUUCGAGCAGAAGCCCAACCGUUCGCAAUAACCACUUCCACGUUGUCAAGAAGUUCCUCGAAGCAGCCGCAAAUGUGAAUCCUCGAGAUUCGCGGAGCAGACGCUGGAAUUUGGUUGGUGGAGAGGGUGAGAAGAACGCUGGGAUGGAUAAGUAG